Messenger RNA from Puma concolor (puma), 597 nucleotides. RefSeq names its product DnaJ heat shock protein family (Hsp40) member C12 (gene DNAJC12). The record is from RefSeq and is a predicted model, not a curated record. Gene Ontology annotation, cellular component: cytoplasm. NCBI's taxonomy places the organism in Eukaryota, Metazoa, Chordata, Mammalia, Carnivora, Felidae.
AUGGAUGCAAUACUAAAUUACAGGUCAGAAGAUACUGAAGAUUACUACAUGUUACUGGGAUGUGAUGAACUAUCUUCGGUUGAACAAAUCCUGGCGGAAUUUAAAGCCAGAGCCUUGGAAUGUCACCCUGACAAGCAUCCUGAAAACUCCAAAGCUGUGGAGACUUUUCAGAAACUGCAGAAGGCAAAGGAAAUUCUCACUAAUACAGAGAGUCGUGCCCGGUAUGACCAUUGGCGAAGGAGCCAGAUGUCAAUGCCAUUCCAGCAGUGGGAAGCUUUGAGUGAUUCGGUGAAAACAUCAAUGCACUGGGCUGUCAGAGGUAAAAAAGAUCUGAUGCUGGAAGAAUCUGACCAGGUUCAUACCAACCAGAUUGAAAAUAAGGAACGGAACAAGCAGAGAGAAAUAAAGAAAGAGAAGCUGGGUUCAACCACAGAGAAAAUGGAGCAAAAAGAAUCCAACUCCUUGGAGAAGUCAUUCUCCCCGCAAAAUCUGGAUUCUCCAAUCUUUUCAGAUGUGAACUCUUGGCACCUUCGUUUCCGCUGGUCUGGGGACGCUCCCUCAGAACUCCUGAGGAAAUUCAGAAAUUAUGAAAUAUGA